This is a messenger RNA of Corythoichthys intestinalis (scribbled pipefish), 2460 nucleotides long. RefSeq names its product netrin-4. The transcript is spliced from 10 exons. Bases 340 to 2199 code for a protein of 619 amino acids. Gene Ontology annotation, molecular function: protein binding. Gene Ontology annotation, cellular component: basement membrane. Lineage: Eukaryota; Metazoa; Chordata; Actinopteri; Syngnathiformes; Syngnathidae. Gene Ontology annotation, biological process: tissue development; animal organ morphogenesis. The record is from RefSeq and is a predicted model, not a curated record.
AGCUGAGGAGAUAACUAUUUUCUGCUUCUAAAAUACUACACUUGCAUUGUUUUUUUCCCCGUAGAAGGAUCCAUGACUUCUGCUGGACAACAUGGAAUUAUUUUGUACUUAAUUCUCACAUGGAACAUCAGGAUUUUUACUGCAAUCCUCAUAUUUUUAUUGGUUCUGUAGGAUUUGUCCGCAUCUAACAUCAGAUUACAAACAGACGUUGGACCAAUUCCACGUUGCCAUGUUAUUGUCUAUUCAUCAUGAUGCUAGUAGCCCUUUCUUCUCCCGGAGAGUCUUUGUCGCAGUGUGAAAUUUGGAAACAAAUUUAAAAGACGAGCGAGACAAUUUAGAAUGUUUGGGAAAGGGAGACAUCAGAUGCGGCUGCUGGCUCUCAUUUGGGUGUUUGUGCUUUUGCCGAGGAGUGGAGCAGUUUCCAGAUGUGCAGAUCAUGCCUGCAGUCCACCCAUUCAGAACCUGGCUACUGGCAGGACUCUCAUCACCCUCUCAGGGAGUUGCGGGAACACCUCACACGAGCAAAGCACUUGUCACCACCCACUUAGUCACAUGAAUGAUGAUCCUUUCUUGUAUCCAAACACCUGGUGGGAAUCAAGCGCGAAUCCCACUGUGCAGGGGAUGCAGGAUGAGAUUCGUCUGGACCUGAAAACACACUUCUGUCUGUCCCACUUGGUUUUGUUGUUCCAGUCGCCGCGGCCCGCUGCGAUGGCCGUUGAGCGAUCAACAGACUUUGGGAAGUCCUGGGAGGUUCUAAAGGUCUUUGCACACAACUGUAGCAUGGAGUUUAGUUUACCUGAUGAUUUUAAUCAGCCUGGCUCUUUGUGUACAUCCCGUUACAGCAGCGCAGCACCCUGCAGUGGUGGAGAGGUGAUAUUACGGAUACUUGACCCCAGCAAUUCAAAACAGCUGGACCCCUACAGUCCAGAGGCUCUUGCACGCCUGACCCUCACUAACCUGCGUGUCAGACUGCUAAAAGCUCAGAAGUGUCCUCACCUUCAGCCGCCUUCAAAAGAACAAAUAGGGCCUACAUCUGCUUCACCGACAGGACCUUAUGCUGUUUACAAUUUACUGGCACAAGGCACUUGCCUGUGCCACGGACAUGCUGAGUUUUGUCUAGCUCGCCACAGCAGCCAAGACACACAACUGGAUGGUAACAUGGUGUCUGGUCGAUGUGUGUGUACUCACCACACAGCAGGCUUCCACUGUGAAAAGUGUGCGCCACUCUACAAUGACCGUCCUUGGAGGCCUGCCAAUGGCAGUAGUGGUGAUGCAAACCCAUGCCAGAAGUGUGAGUGCCAUGACCAUGCAGACAGCUGCCACUUCUCUCAGCGAGCGUGGUCAUCCACUGGUGGCCUAAGCGGCGGGGUCUGCGAUAGCUGCAGACACAACACCUUCGGGCGCAAAUGCCAGCGCUGUCGACGAGGCUACUACCGUCAACCAACCCUGCCUGUCAACUCCCCCCACACUUGCCAGCGAUGCAGAUGUGAUUCCCAAGGCUCCUUGUCUCCACAUCCUGGAGAUGAAGAAACCUGGUGCCACCCGCGGACUGGGCAAUGUAAGUGUAAAACUGGUGUUGGGGGCACAAGCUGCAGUCAUUGUAUACAUGGCUAUUGGGGCUUUGGAGCUGAGGGGUGCAAAGCCUGCACAUGCCCCAACAGCUGUAAUCCCAUCAAUGGGCAGUGCCUGGAAAGCGAUGCAAAGAAUCAGUUGUUCAAUAUACCCAUCGGUGGAAAAAUUCCUGCGUUGGAUUCUCAGUUCACUGUGGAUGAAGAGACACGGUGGCAGAAAGAACAAGCAGUCUCUUUGCUGCACACCUCAGGAAAGUGCAUCUGUAAGGAGAGAAAGCUAAGAAGUGUGUCUGAUCUCUGCAAGAUUAAACAUGACUAUGUCAUAAAGGCGAGCGUCAUGUCCGCUCAUGACAAGGGCAGUCAUGCAGAAGUGCAGGUCAAAGUGCGCAAGGUCCUACGAUCGGGUCUGGUAAAACUGAACUCUGGCACAGUCAGCAUCUUUCCUCUAUCCUGGACCAGUCGCGGAUGCACCUGCCCCAUUCUAAACCCAGGUAUGGAUUACCUGCUCGCAGGCCCAGAAGAAAUUGCCACAGGACGCUUGCUGGUCACAAUGCAGAGUGCAGUGAUCCCCUGGACCCCCAGAUUGGGUCUACUCAUUACAGAGGGCCUAAGAAGUGGAUGUCCAUAAUGCAGAGACAUGCUCCAAAACCGUCCAAAAACUCAGUUCAGUCACUCGAGACUGGAAAUUGAGACAAGUUCAAUCACCGGCACAAAUGUUGUUGUCUGGUUAAACAAAGACAUUCAAUCUCAGUUUCUGUGGCAGUAAAAAGCACACAUUGAAAUUAAUGUUUAAAUGUUGGGAAAUGUUUUUCAGCACUCAUCUCUAUCUUUGGACUACAAUUGUAACCAUCAAUAUUGAAACCAGACAUCAGUGUCAAACAAGUCUUUA